Symbiodinium sp. CCMP2592 is the source of this 828-nucleotide messenger RNA. Lineage: Eukaryota; Dinophyceae; Suessiales; Symbiodiniaceae. The record is from the annotation of a GenBank genome assembly.
AUGCUUGAUCAAUGUUGCUACAUCCACACCGACCAAGAGUUUGAGAAUGAUCUUCUACUGCCACAGUGCCGCGCAUCCUUGCAAGUCUGCGCUACUUACUCCAAUGCAGGAGGGGACAAAUUCGAGGCACAGGUGCGCCCGCAGCAUACCUUCGCAAACGGCUCCACCUAUACCGGUGAUUGGCUAGGUCUUGUGCGGCACGGAAGUGGCGUGCAGGUAUGGCCAGAUGGAGCCCGCUAUGAGGGACAGUGGCAGCACGACAUGGCCAACGGAAUUGGACGGUUUGAGCAUUGCGAUGGUGAUGUCUAUGAGGGCGAGUGGAAAAAUGACAGGGCGCACGGGCGCGGCAUAUACAUGCAUGCGAGUGGCUCGACCUACGUUGGGGAGUGGCAGGACGACCGGCAGCAUGGCUAUGGGACCGAGACCUGGCCGGACGGCACCAGAUUCACAGGCAUGUACGAGAACGGCUUGAAGUCUGGCCAGGGCUGCUUCAGCUGGGCUGACAAAUCCUCCUACAGUGGCGACUUCAAGGACAACGAGAUCAAUGGACAUGGGAAGUAUGUCUGGGGGGAUGGGCGUGAGUUCGUAGGGUCCUGGAAAGCAAGCUACAUGGAUGGAGCUGGCAGAUUUACCUGGCCGGACGGCAAGACCUUCGAAGGGUUUUACGCAAAGGACGUGAAGGAAGGUGUUGGCCGAUUCUCGUGGCCAGAUGGACGCUCCUUCUUUGGACAGUGGAAGGAUGGGAAGCAACAUGGCCGCGGAAUAUUGAAUCUGCCAUCGGGAGAGGUUGAGGUCGGCCUAUGGGAGAAGGGGCACAGGAAACACUGA